Molecule: messenger RNA, 3552 nt
Organism: Apus apus (common swift)
Lineage: Eukaryota; Metazoa; Chordata; Aves; Apodiformes; Apodidae
Gene: AKT1
Product: AKT serine/threonine kinase 1
Exons: 14
Coding region: 507-1949 (480 amino acids)
Biological process (GO): protein phosphorylation
Molecular function (GO): protein serine/threonine kinase activity; ATP binding
Source: RefSeq, a predicted model, not a curated record
GGGGAACGGCUGAGCCAGGCGAGGGGAACGGCCUCCCCCUCCCGGCCGGGGGCAGGGCGGGGGCGAGGCGGAGCGGCGGGGAAGGCAGGCCGGCAGCGGGAGCGGGAGCCCCAUGGGCCGAGCGCCUGCGAGAGGGGGAGGAGGAGCCGCCCCGCCGCCCGCCGCCCGGGGAUGGUGAGGAGGCGGCGGCUGCCGGGAGCCCAGUGAGGCCUUCGCUCGGCACCCGCCGGAGAGCCCGCCUCGCCAGCCUCCCCCUUCCCCCCCGCUCGCUCGCUGGCUCGCUCUCCCCUUCCCUCCUCUUCCCCUGCCUCCCUCCCCGGCUCCCUUCCCCUGCCGCCGCCACCCUCCCAUCACCUCCUCCCCGGGCUCCAGCCAUAAAUAGCUGAGGAGAAAACCAGAAAAAAAACCCAAACCCAUCCCUUUUGUGGAGCCUUCUGCGGGAGUUCAGCAAUUUCAACAGUGAUCUUUUGGCAUAAACUGGUUUUUCAAGAGACAUUCCUGCCAUUAUGAAUGAAGUAGCAAUAGUGAAGGAAGGGUGGCUUCACAAACGAGGAGAAUACAUAAAAACAUGGAGGCCACGAUAUUUUCUUUUAAAGAACGAUGGCACGUUCAUUGGCUACAAGGAACGACCACAGGAUGUCGACCAGCGGGAAUCACCUCUAAAUAACUUCUCAGUAGCUCAGUGCCAGCUGAUGAAGACAGAACGACCUAAACCAAACACAUUUAUCAUUAGAUGCCUCCAGUGGACCACAGUAAUUGAAAGAACAUUUCAUGUGGAGACUCCAGAGGAGCGGGAAGAAUGGACAAAAGCCAUCCAAACAGUAGCAGACAGCCUCAAGAAACAAGAGGAAGAGAUGAUGGAUUUUAGAUCUGGCUCUCCUAGUGAUAAUUCAGGUGCUGAAGAAAUGGAAGUUUCUAUGACAAAGCCAAAACACAAAGUGACCAUGAAUGAGUUUGAAUACCUUAAACUACUGGGAAAAGGCACUUUUGGAAAGGUCAUUUUAGUUAAAGAAAAAGCAACCGGACGGUAUUAUGCUAUGAAAAUUCUGAAGAAGGAAGUCAUUGUAGCCAAGGAUGAAGUAGCACACACACUGACAGAAAACCGUGUUUUACAGAACUCAAGGCAUCCAUUCUUAACAGCUUUAAAGUAUUCCUUUCAGACACAUGAUCGCUUGUGUUUUGUGAUGGAGUAUGCUAAUGGAGGGGAGUUGUUUUUCCAUCUGUCAAGAGAGCGUGUCUUUUCUGAAGACCGGGCUCGGUUUUAUGGAGCUGAGAUUGUUUCAGCACUGGAUUAUCUGCAUUCAGAGAAGAAUGUGGUUUAUAGAGAUUUAAAGUUGGAAAAUCUUAUGCUGGAUAAAGAUGGACACAUAAAAAUAACAGACUUUGGGCUGUGUAAAGAAGGCAUCAAGGAUGGAGCAACAAUGAAGACUUUCUGUGGCACUCCGGAGUAUCUUGCACCAGAGGUGCUGGAAGAUAACGACUAUGGUCGUGCAGUGGACUGGUGGGGUUUAGGAGUUGUGAUGUAUGAAAUGAUGUGUGGCCGGCUCCCUUUCUACAAUCAGGACCACGAAAAGCUCUUUGAACUCAUCCUCAUGGAGGAGAUUAGAUUUCCACGCACUUUGUCACCUGAAGCAAAAUCUCUCUUGUCAGGUUUGCUGAAGAAAGAUCCUAAGCAAAGGUUAGGUGGUGGUCCUGAUGAUGCCAAGGAGAUUAUGCAGCACAAAUUCUUUGCUGGCAUUGUUUGGCAAGAUGUAUACGAGAAAAAGCUUGUACCUCCGUUUAAGCCACAAGUUACAUCUGAAACAGACACAAGAUACUUUGAUGAAGAAUUUACAGCACAGAUGAUAACAAUCACUCCUCCUGACCAAGAUGACAGCAUGGAUUGUGUAGAUAACGAGAGAAGACCUCAUUUUCCUCAGUUCUCCUACUCAGCCAGUGGAACCGCUUAAUGAUUUGCAAUGUUUUCUCAUUCAGAAACAAAACAGAGACUGCAUUUUGGGGACCUUACUUCAAUGGACACUAGAGAACUUUCUAUAUUAUCUGAAUUACAAACUGUGUUUGUAUUACGAUUUAGAUGAAUUUGUAGGAAGCUUCACAGAUUCUGUAUUUAAAACAAUUCUUUGAUGCGUUUUUGAGAAGGAAAACAAAUCCAUUCUUAAAGUAUUAUGUCAAGGCUUUUAUGCUGAAUGACCAUAGGUUUUUAAGAAUAUACACCAAAACUGUUUACUUUAGAAAUAAUUAAGGUAUUCAACAUAUCAGCAACUCUGACCAGAAAAUCCCUUUAUUUAUUUCAUACAGUUCAUUAUCUAAAUAUAGAAUCUGCACUCUGAACAAUUAGAUUUAUAUAGGAAGAUAUAAGACUUUAGUAGCUAGUGCAAUAAUAUAAGCAACAAAGUGAACAAACUCUGGAGGGUUAAGGUUCAAACUCCUUUUGGACAGCAGUGAAGUGUCAUCCAACUCCAGAAAACCAACUGUAAGAACAGCAUUAAUGGCCUCAGUGAGGUAAAUCAAAAAGCAAAAGUUAUUUUUGUUAUAACAUCUGCUACAAGACAUUACAUAUCAAACCGAAUCCAGUGGAAUUGCCACGACGUACAGACGAGUAUUCCAUUCUAGGCAGUGCAUUGAAUUAUUCCAUUUGCAUAGAGUUUAGGAAUACUUCAUAGGAUUGGCUUCUCAGAACCUAGGAUACACUUGAUUUACCAAUCCAAUAGGAAAUGCAACAACACAAAAUCACCCACUUUCAGCACUGUAUAAAAAUACUGUACAGGUCUAAGUGAGGAAUCAUCUUAAUGAGUGAGUCAACCAGACAAAAGUACAUUUUGGCACUGAAGUAAUGACUUGUUGCCGCUUUUUUUUUUUUAUGGAAAGAUAUAUGAAUAUAUAUAAACACUUAAUGAUUUUUUUUUUUUUUUUGCAUCAUGCCAGAUCAUUUCUUCUUUCUUGAGUGUACAUUAAAGGUAUCAGCCAACAGUUCAUGGUGCCUUCUCACUCUGGAAGAUUCACUUUAACAGUGUUUCCCAUAUAUAAGAAAAAAAACUAGGUUGAAACUUCGUAUGUGUUUGAAUAAUAAUGGUGUUCUAAAAGUGAAUUUUUGGGGUUCUUUUGUUUGGGUUUUUUUUGUCGUUUUUUGUUUUUUUUUUUUUCCCAUUUUUAAUCUUAGUGGAAAAUUCCCCAUACCCUAUUUUUGUUGUAUCAUGUUUCUUUGUAAUUUUCAUAAAAGCAGUCUUAUUCUGUCUCUGCUGCGAAUGAAUUUAUUCCACUGUAGGUUGUGUUCUCUUGAAUGGCUUUUUUUUUGUUGUUUUUCAUUCUCUUGACUGUAUAAAAAAUGAUGACAUGUACUGCAGUUAACUAGCAUUUAUUUUUUUUUUUUUUAUUUGAAAGGGAGUAUGUACUGAAAACCCUCGCUUCCCCUUUCCAUCAGAAACUGCUGUGUUUGCACAGAGAGCCCAUCAUCUUGGCUUUUUUUUUUUUUUAACAACAUUCAACUCUAGUAUUUUUACUCAUGAUAUGAAAGUUUCCCUCCAAAUACUUAAAUAAAAAUUGCUUUAACAA